AUGUCUGAACAAAACAAUCAAGCGUUUUUAACUAAAAUUCAACAAAUGGCUUGUUGUAAUAAAAAAUGCUUUAGUACUUCUAUUAAUCACAACAAAGCCCUUAAAAGAUUUUGUAAGAUUAGAUUAAUGUCAGCAAUAGAAAAAAAUAUAUUUUUUUUAGGAAUUCUUGAGGUUUCAGUUUGUCAGAAAGCUUGGCUUACUAUCUAUGCUAUUGGAAAAUCAAAAUGGGAAGCAAUUCAAACACAUUAUUCAAAAAAUGAUAUAAAUCCUAUAGUCCAUAGUCUUAAAGAAUGUGUUAGUAAUCAUGCUAUUAAGUUUGAAACAAUAUUACAUAUACUAAUGUUUAUUCGAAAUUUUGCUAUACAACAUGGUCUUCCUUCAACUA
Molecule: messenger RNA, 385 nt
Organism: Cetraspora pellucida
Lineage: Eukaryota; Fungi; Glomeromycota; Glomeromycetes; Diversisporales; Gigasporaceae
Source: the annotation of a GenBank genome assembly